Molecule: messenger RNA, 9619 nt
Organism: Ceutorhynchus assimilis (cabbage seed weevil)
Lineage: Eukaryota; Metazoa; Arthropoda; Insecta; Coleoptera; Curculionidae
Source: the annotation of a GenBank genome assembly
AAUAUAGAAAUCUUCUUUUUUAUUUUUAUUUUUACCAAUAAUAAAAUCGCAAAUGACAGUUCGAUGGCCAUCAGUCAGCCAGUGUUACCAACUUCCGAUAAGUAAAAAAGGAGUGUCACAAAGAGCUUCUUUUCGAAACUACUUUCAGUGUCGAAAAGACUUCGAUAUGAAACCAAAAUAGAAAAAAUAUUAUUGCUAUGCCUAUAUCAUACAGGGUGUAAAAAAAAUUAGCAUUAUUGUGUUAAAGCUAGUCCGUCCCUGGCAAACUAGAUUGGCCAAGUGUGUUUGAAAGGGUCCAUUUUAAGGGGUCUUAUCUAAUAUCCAUCAUAUUAAAAGAAAAAAAAAUAACACGAAGUAUUUUGAUAGUUAUCAACAAAAAAACGAUUUUCAGAGGCGUCCUUUAGGGGCACGUAACUUCGUAGGGGGAGCAGUAGGAAUUUUUUUUUAUAGGAAGUUGUCAUGUUAUUUUUUUGUGUUCUAUCUGAAUCCGAGAGAUUGCCCACAUAUUCUGGGACACCCUGUAUAUUGGCAAUCUCUCGCAGUCGCUGAAAAUAUAAAUUCUUAUCAAAAUAUCACUUAUAACCGAUGCAGAUUGUGACUCAGUAAUAAAGCUGAAUUUGAAAUCCCAGUUUAGUUCAACAUAACACGUGCAAAAUAAAACGCUCACAAACAAGUUCAUCCGAGGUCACCCAAAGAUUUGGACCCAAAGAUGACCAUCUCUGGUUAAGGUUUCCUAUAACCGGUAGGACUUAGGAUACAACUUAAAACAGUGAAAACAUUAUUUCACUUCACACUGGUAAACAAAUAAAUGUAUUAUGAAUGGAAUGCAUGAUGCAUACAUAACCUUGACUGGUUUAUCACGAUAUCGACUAAAAUUGCAAUAGAAAAGUUUAAAUUGAAUCAGGAAUCAUUACAUAUUUAAGGGUUGCUAUAUUCUACCCAUAAAAAAUUUAUACUAUAGUCUCCAACCAACUUUUUAUCUUAUGAAAAUCCUAUGAAAUGAUGUCCCAACAAGUUCGGAAAAUAAAAGUGGAAUUCAAAAAUAUCUACGAAAUAGACGAAUUUCUAUUAUCCAAUACACGACGGAUAUUUUCCAUACAAACUUGCGAUUCCAAGCUAGAAGUGAACAGGAUUUUAAAUAUACUUGAGCAAUUGCAAUUGGAACCGACUUUUGAAAAUUCUGCUUAUUCGGGAGCCGAAAAUGUUUCAGUCCUAAACUGGACCCAACUAAAAACUCAAUUAACCGAAGAAUCUGACACAAAACUCGCAAAUUUAACCAUAAUAGACGUCCUAAAUUACAAAAAAGUGGAUCCAGAACACAAAAAAACUUUAAGAAAAUUGUUUGAAAACAUUUCUAAUACAGAAAUAAAAAAAGUAAUUUUGGUAAGCGCCUCAGAAAGUAUUUGCACCGAGAAUAAAUAUCAAAACGAUGCCAAUUUUUUUACAGAAAAAAAAGUUUCCGAAAUUUCUUUUAGAGAUCUUAGUGAUAAAACUCAAAAACAAUGUUUGCAAAUUUAUUCUAUUUUCUUCCAAAAAGAAACAAUAACACUUGAAGAGUUUUUGAGAAAAAAUGACCUUUUAAAUGAAGAAUCAUUAAAUAACAUAAUUACUUCUACUGUUCUUAAUAAUAUAAUGAUGUAUAAUAAAAAAACCAUUCCAAUAGGAAUUUGUAAUGAUCAAAAAAAUUAUUUCAAAGAUUUUUAUAUACAACGUACAUUUUGCAAUCAAUAUUUUGUUUCUAAAAAAAUAUGGAAAUUAUUAGUUAGCAAAAUUGAGGUAAAUGAUACGUGGAUUUUUAGCGGUGUAAACGAUCAAAGGGAAUUAAUAGAAAUUUUGAAAAUUCCCAGUAAAAAAGCUUCUAAAUUAUGCGAAAAUAUUCACAUGUUCAAACAUUUUAAAGAAGCUAAAGUUUAUUUUGACAAAUUGCCUUCUUGCCGACCAAUUCAUUUAAUAAAAUAUGAAAACGACCAAUUUUUAUGGAUCAAUUCAAAAGGCUUUGUAGACAAAUUAAGAAAAUAUAUUUUUAAAAAUCAUUCCUCAAUACUACAAUUGUCUGAUUUAUUAAAUUACAAAACUGUAAUAUUAAACGGACCUUUGGGUAUAGGAAAAUCCACUACUUUAAGCAUGCUGAGUACAUAUCCUUUUUGGUUUUUAAAUAUUAGAUUUUCAAACUGUAAUGAAAUGAUUGCAAGUAUUCCAAAAAUAAUCAAUCGACAAACAUUAAUUGAAUUUUUAACAAAUUAUAUUGGACCUAAUUUUUUAGCUCAUGGCUUGUUAAACUUUUUUUUGUAUUAUAAUUCUAAGAUUCGAAUUUAUUUAUUAUUCGACGAUUUGGCAGGCAAUAUAGAUUUAGAUACUUAUAAAUCCUUUUUACAACUGUUAGUGUUUAUAAAAGAAAAAUCCAAUGCAUUUAUUUGGAUUAGUUCAAAACCUGAAAACUGUAUUGAUUUGGAAAAUAAUUUAUCAACAUUUUCUACAUCUUUUAAUGAUAUAAAUAAAGAUGAAAUACAACAUAUUUUUCACAAAAAUGAAUUGACAGAAAAUACACAUUUGUAUUAUAAAAAUAAUAAAAAGUUAUUUAAUAAUAAGCAAAAACUAUUAGGCGUUCCUUUGCUUUGCGAUAUAAUUUCCAAAUUAAAAAAUCCAACUAUUAAAUGUCAAAAUAUUGAGGAAUUGUUUUCCAACUUUAUAGAAUCUAAAAUUGAAAAAUACAUGUCUGAACAUUUCUCGAACAGCAAUCACAAAACCGAAAUUAUUAAUUAUAUAAAAGAAAUUCAUGGUGUUAUAGCUUUGAAGCUAUUUAUUUAUCCAGAAUUUGAAGACAAUAAAAAUAUGGCAUUUCAUAUAAACAUAACUAAAGUUGGGUUCGUUGUAUUAAGAAUGAAUGGCAAUUAUGAAUUUACUGACGAAGCUGUUGCUAAUUAUUUUAUUGCUAAUAAGUUUUAUGUAUGGAUUUCAGCACCCAGUAGUCCAAUUGAAAAAAAUUUACUUUGUAAAUUUUUGUUGGAGAGACAGUAUGCUUUGAUACGUGUAUUUUUGAAUUAUUUUAUCAAACUGGGAAAACCUCCAGCAAUGCCUCAAAACGUUAAACACCAUAUCGUUAAAUUAUUUCAAGAAAAUACUCAAAAUUUCUUUAAUGAAAACCAUGCAUGUACCUUGCAAAUAUUGAUGAAAGAGAAACUUUUUCUUAUUAUUGAGUGGUUUUUUCCAAAAGAAAUUCUAGAGCUUAUACAUCCAUAUUUGAACAAAAACAAAGCAUUUUAUAAUUAUUUUGAAAACCAUAUAAAAUUUCCAUGUCAAAGUAAAUCACACAGAGCUGUUCUAAAUGGCUUGAAAGACAAUUUGGAAAUUAAAAUACCUGUUGAUAUUGUUGAUAGAAAUAAUGCUACUCCUAUCCAAUAUGCUGCCACUAAUGGUAGCUUAGACAUCGUGAAAUUUUUAAAAUCCAAAAAUGCCAAUGUAAAUCACAAAGAUAAUAAAUCAAAAACAGCCCUUAUACGUGCCAUAGAAAAAAACCAUAUUGAAAUUGUAGAAUUUUUAGUUGAAGAUAAAGCCACUGAUAAAGAUUGUCAGGAUAAAAAUGGCAUUAGUGCUUUAGAAUAUGCUGCAAUAUCAAAAAAUACCGAUUUAAUUAAAUAUUUAUCAGAUACCAAUGUGAAUCAUGUUGAUAAUUUUGGUAUGACGGCUUUGUGUUGGGCUGUAAAAGUUGGCGACCUUGUUAUGACCGAUUAUUUAAUUAAAAUUGGUUCCAACUUAGACAUCAAAGAUGAACAUGGAAGCAAUCUUUUAAAUAUUGCAAUGAAAUCGAAACAAUGGCAUUUAAUUAAAUAUUUAACUUUUUGCCUUGUUAAUGUAAAUAUGGCAGAUUUCAAUCAAACAACCCCGUUGGAAAGAGCUGUUAAAUCCAACCAAUGGGACUUUGUUAAAUAUUUAAUAUUAGAAGGAGCUUCAUUGCCAAAUAAUUUUAAUCCCAUAAAAAAUGCUGCUGAAGCUGAACAAUGGGAUUUAAUUAAGUUGAUGCUGGAGCAUCAAGGCAAUUUGAAAGACAUUUCAAUGGAACUUACAGAAAAUAUUUUGAAUUUAUUUGUAAAUGCUUCAUUUGCUGAAUUAAUUCAAUUAGGGAAUGUUGAUGUUUUGGAUUUAUUAAUUCAACGCGGUAAAUUUGAUGAUCAUAAUUUAGAUCGACUUUUAUCUGAACCUUACGAAGAGUUAUUGUUUGAAAAUAAAACAGCAUUACACACAAAUAUGAAAAUAUUUGUUGAAGAAAUGUUGGUAAAGCUUCGAUCUAAAAAAGGUCAAAAAUUUAAAUUGAGUGAGAAGGAUACUGAAACAAGAAUUAAUUUAGUUUGUGAACAAAUAUCUCUAAUUGAAAAUGUGAAGGAAAUUAAUAAAGAAUUUAUUACACGUGCUAGAUUGAUUGCACAAAAUAUUGAGUUACUCAAAAGAGCAAUUAGAAAAUCAAAUAUACCAUGGGAACAAAUGGAAUUUUGUAUAAUAAUAUUCAUAAACUUUUUUUUAAACCCACAACAGGAAGAUUUUGUUUAUAGAUUAGUUUUAGAUCAAGAUAAACUAAUUUUAUAUCUUAAAUCAUUUUCAAUGUUCUUACUAAAACGUGAGGCUUUUCCUAAGAUGGAAGAUUUGGAAACAGAUUAUAGAAUUUUAAAAGAUAUCUAUUCAUUAAAUCGUAUAUCUUCUUAUAUUAAACUAGCUUUAUCUGUUAGUGAUAAUAAAGAAAUAAUGAAUACCUAUGUGUUAAUGAGAUGCUUACAAGUAAUAGGAGAAAGUUUUAAAAAAACAACAGAUUCACCUAAUUUAUCACCAGAAAUUCAUCAAUUUCUUAUUUUAUCAGCACCAACAAACGUAGGACAAAUUGUUACAUCUUUGAGAGACUCUUUGUCACAUUCAGAUGCAUAUAAACAAAAAAUAACUAUCGAAAAUAAAUUAAAAACCGAUCUAGAGUUUUUUCAAGCUGUAAAAAAUGAUCUCAAAAAAAUCCUAUUGCAAAUUGACUUUUUGCUUUUUACGAAAAAGAAAGAAACGCUUGAAAUGUUUCGUCAAAAAUGUUUGAAAAAUCCAAAUAACCUAAACAAUAUCAAUCAGUAUAUAAAUUGGGAAUCUUACGAAAUUAAAAGCAUCGAAGAAUAUGAAAUUAACGAUAUCAAAGUAAUACAAAAACUAUUUGAAAAAUUAAAACUUGCAAACAAAAACUCCAACAAACAAGAACUAGAAUUGAUAAGUAAGCUUUCAAAAGAAAUUAGUUUCAUUGAAAAAACUAUUUUUACACAACUGAAAGAUGUAAAAGAAAAGUACUACGACAUGCGUUCAGAUUUUAGAAGUUUAGAUGAAGCUCAGCAUUCGCAAAGUUUACCAAAAUUAACAAUAGACUUGUGCAUAAAACGAAAGGAAGGAAUUUAUUACGAAGCUUUCUCAAUUUUAGUAGAUCUUAUUAAGGUGUAUCAAAACAAUGUGGCAGAAAAUACUGGCAAAAAACUAGACUCGAUACAAAUUUGUUUUCAAUUGUGCUACAUUAUGAAAUGGGAUGCUCAUAAAAUAAAAAAUAUCCAAGAAAUUCAUAGUAGUUUAUCUGGGAAGUUAGAGGAAAAUUCAAUUGACAAAAUUUUAGAUUGUAUUAAAAAUUAUUUGGAAAAUGAAGCUGAUAGAAAUAUAUUUAAAGAACAUAUUAUAGAAAAAAAAUUAUUGCAUGAAUCAUUCAAAAAGCUAAAACAAAAUCCCAUAAACGAAUUAAUUGAUCAAUUGAAUAUUGUUAUAAAAGAGAAAAUAAAUCUUAAAAAAAGUUUACGCAACAAUAAACCUCAAAUAUUUAAGGAAAUAAUAUCAAACAUGGAUGAUUAUGGAAAGUUAAUAAAAAACUAUGCAUCUGAAAAGUUUUUUAAAGUUUUAAAAACAUUUUUCUCUCCAUUAAAAAGCACAAAUAUUGAAAAUGCAAUAUUAUUAGUUAUUAAACAAGAAGACAAAGAAUUUGAACAAAUAGCUUACACUAAACUAACUUUAUUAACACAAUAUAUAAAAGAAAAUGAUAGAAGCUUGAAUUUAACAUUACAAUCAGCCAUAGAAAUUCUUUUACUGGACGUAAUGGAAGCUUGUAUUACGAAAAACGCAAUAAUAGAGUACAAUAUAUCGUUUAAUGAAUUCUCUCCUAUGUUAGUUGGUACUGCUCUUCGUAAUUAUUUAGCUCAUGGUACUCCUUUAAUAGACACAUUACCUUUUGAUCCUUUAAACGCUAUCUUAGCCACUGCAAGGCUUCUUGAAGAGAAAAAAGAAAAUUUAUUUGAAACUGUUACAAGUGAACCUCUAAUAGAAAAUACUUGUGAUAAAAUUAAUAAAGCACAACAGGAUACUAAUAAUGUUAUUGAAAAUAUAAUAACGAAUGAUGACGUAAAAUGUUUUGAGAGUAUUAUAAAACAUCGCAAAAUGUCCUUGUGUAAUUAUUUUUUAAACGCCACUAGCAAAGGGGCUAUAAAUAUCAUUAAACACAUCUUAAAAUUUGAUAAAAUUAUUGUUCCAAGCAUUUUAAUUUGGCCUUCAAUAAUAAUAGCUUCAAAAAAUGGCCAUGGAAAUAUGGUACGACUAUUUUUAAACAACCAUGAUGACUCGAUCCAUCAAGCAAAUUUUGAUAGAAAUUCUUUCAAAAACUUUGAAAAUAUUUUAUCAUCAAAUUUCGAUAUCCAAAUUAGCAAUAAUAACAAAAAAUUAAUACAACAACUUAUCGACAAAUCCUUUGAAUUAGCAGCCACCAAUGGACACCUGACAAUAGCUAGCCUAUUGCUAAAAUACAAUCCAGAUAUCAAUUAUAUUAACAACGAAAAUUUAUCAAUUCUUCAUUUGGCAGCUAAAAAUGGCCACAGUGAAAUUAUAAAACUAUUAAUCAGCAACAAUGCUGAUAUAACGACAAAUUCAACUACACCUCUUCAUUUAGCUUCAUUAUACUGCCACAGUGAAGCUGUUAAAGUUUUACUCAAACACGAAUCAAUAAAUAUCGACGCCCAGAUAGAAAAUGAAGAUUUCACUCCAUUGCAUCUUGCAGCUAGAUAUGGAUCUGAAGAAAUUGCAAACAUUUUAUUGGACAACGGUGCGAAUAUUGACGCUGUAACUAUAAAUCAGUCAACAGCUCUUCAUUUAUCUGCCCUAUACAAUCGAAUUGAAGUUGCAAAAAUUUUACUACAACGUCACGCAAACGUAAAUGUUUUAGAUAAAUGUAAUGCCAGCCCGUUGCUGUUAGCAGCUGCAAGAGGCUAUGAAGACUUAGUUAAAGUUUUGCUCGAAUAUAAUGCUAAUCCUCUAAUGGAAUUAGAAGGCUAUCGUCCUCUUCACAUGUGCGCCUUAUAUGGCCACUCGGGUAUAGCAAAUAUUUUAUUAGAGCACGAUCAAACACAAAUCGAUAUUCCUUCAUCAGAUCGAAAUCAAUUUACCGCUCUACAUUUUGCUGCAUUAGCUGGCCACAUUGAUGUAGUUGAUGUUUUACUAAAACAUCAUUGUAAUAAAAAUUGUGCAGAUAAUGAUAACUUCACUCCCCUACAUAUUUCUUCAUUACAUGGCCAUAAAGAGAUUGCAAAGCUUUUAUUACAACACCAAGUUGAUAUUAAUGUUGUAUGUUUUCCAACACAAUCAACGGCGCUUCAUAUGGCCGCAUCACAUGGACAUGAAGAAAUCGUAGAAGUUUUAUUACAAAAUGAUGCCAACAUUAAUGCGCAAGAUUCUUCUGGUAAAACUGCACUUCACUUAGCAGCUGGUUAUGGUUAUAAAGCUGUAUUGAAUGUGUUAUUAGAGUAUCACGCUGAAGUUAAUUGUGAGACAAAUGAAAGGGCAACUCCUUUGCAUUUAGCAGCCGAAGAUGACCACGAAGAAGUUGUUGGAUUGCUAAUAAAAGCUGGAGCUAACGUUAAUGCGCAAGACAAAAAAUUAUUCGCCCCUCUUCAUUUUGCAGCACAGAAUGGCCACGAUGGGGUGGCUAACAUUUUAAUUCAAAACGACGCUAACGUUGAUAUUAGGAUGCUCAAUCAUACGACUCCCCUUCAUACCAGUGCGCAACAUGGCCAAAUCAAUAUCGUUAAAUUGCUUUUGAAAAAUAAGUGUAAUAUCAAUGCAACUACAAUAAGUAAAUUUACAGCACUUCAUUUAGCUGUAGUCAAAGGUCAUGAAGUUAUUGCUGGAUUGCUUAUAGAUUAUAAAGCUGAAAUUAAUGUCACAUUGGCAAAUAAUACAAGCGUUUUACACUAUGCUUGUGAAGCUGGUCGUGUUAAUAUCGUUAAACUAUUGCUGCAGAAUCAUGCUAAUGUUAAUGUAGCAAAAGAAGGGCAGAAUGUAACACCGCUACAUAUAGCUGCUCAACAGGGACAUGAAAAAGUUGUUCGUCUACUACUGGAACAUGAAGCAACAAAUAUUAAUGCAAUUACAAGAGAAGAAGCUACAGCUUUACAUUUAGCCGUAGAAAAUGGUCAUUUAGCAGUAGUUCAAGUGUUGCUACAAUUUAAUGUAGACGUAAAUGCUGCUAGUGAAGGUCAGUUUACACCUAUACAUAUAGCUGCACAGUGUGGCCAUAAAGAUAUAGCAGAACUAUUAAUCGAACAUGAGUGUGAUGUAGAUGCUGUUUUAUCAAGCCAACACACUCCGUUGCAUUUAGCGACGCAAAAUGGUCAUCAAAGCUUAGUAGAAGUUCUAAUUAAAAAUCAAGCUAAUGUGAAUGCAACUGAUGACAAACUUGCAACGCCUCUACACUUAGCUGCCCAUCAUGGCCACGAAAUGAUUACUUUGAUUUUGCUAACGUAUCAAGCAAAUGUGAAUGCCCAAGCAAUUGCUGGCUAUACGCCCCUACAUGCUGCAGCUUUUCGUGGUCAUGAACAAGUAGUAGCAAUGCUGUUAGCGCAUGGUGCCGAUGCUAAUGCAACGGAAACUGAUUUGGCAACCCCUCUACAUUAUGCUGUGGAAAAUGGCCACGAAAACAUUGUCGACUUAUUAUGUAGCGGAGGUGCUAAUGUAGAGGCAUUGAAAUCGGGCCAAUCAUCGACUCCGUUGCAUUCAGCUACAGAAAAAGGUUUUUUAGGAGUUGUUAAGAUAUUGAUUAAACAUAAUGCUAAUGUAAAUGCUCUUAGGAAUAGAGAUACGCCUCUUUAUUCGACGGCGAAUAUGCUUUUGAGAAAUGACGUGCAUUAUAUAAUGAAGGAGACGGCUUUGAGUAUAGCUAUACAAAAUAAACGUGAAGAUAUAAGGGCAUGUUUAUUGAAAAAUGGUGCUAUUAAUGGAUUUGAAUACAUAAAUCAUUAGAAUACUUUCUGUGAUAUGUGAUAUGUUAUAAUUAUAACAAGAACAAAUAUACAAUACAAACUGAUUAUAGUCACCUUUCGUAGGGAUGCUUCUCACUUCUCACAAAUAUUGAGAAUUUAUAAUUAUAAUAAAUACCUACCAAAUGCAUUUAUUUAUCAAAGAAUAGGUACCUAUAUGCUAGAAAUGCUACAAUAUUUGUAUUUUCUUUACAGAGAAUUUUUUUUUCUAAAAUACCCUUAUUAAUCCAGGGUGUUGGGUGAUUUCUAGUUGAAAAUGUUUUUUCAGUUGUAUAUUUAUUAAGAAUUAUACAAAAUUAGGUUGAAAUAAUAAAUUAUUA